Messenger RNA from Pseudocercospora fijiensis CIRAD86, 810 nucleotides. RefSeq lists its product as uncharacterized. Lineage: Eukaryota; Fungi; Ascomycota; Dothideomycetes; Mycosphaerellales; Mycosphaerellaceae. Bases 1 to 810 code for a protein of 269 amino acids. The record is from RefSeq and is a predicted model, not a curated record. The transcript has a single exon.
AUGGAGCGCUACCUCAGCUCGGCUUGGAUCCGUCCUUUGAUUGCUUUUCUCUUCAAGGUGAUGAGUAGGGAUGACUCUCGAUGUUCCGGAGGUGUCGUGUUUGUAUCAUCAAAGCUAUGCAUCAAGUCAACGCCACAGACGAGUCUCGCCGAAGCAAAUGCAAUGGAGUUCGUCAGACAGAAUCCUACUAUUCCGGUUCCAAGGGUUUACUCGGCUUUCGGAUACAAAGGCCAUGUGUACAUUGUGAUGCAAAGGAUUGAAGGGACUAUUGUUGCUCGCAAUUGGCAUCUCCGCACGGAGAAGUCGAGAUUGAAAAUUCUCUCUCAGUUGAAGAGCAUGGUCGAGCAGCUACGGAAAUUACAAUGCCCGGAUGGUGCUGGUGUUUCGAAUAUCGAUCGAGGCCCAAUCUUCGACCCUCGCCUCCCGAAACAGUUCUACUGGGGACCGUUCGACGAAAUUUCCGAUUUCCAUUCCGCGUUGGUAGAUGGCCUAGACUUGAAUGUGCCCUCAGCCGAUGCAUUCCCGGAACUUCAAGAGCUAGCGUCGUUCUACAAUCAACCGUGGCCUCAGCCGAUAUUCACGCAUGGCGAUCUGAGUAGCCUCAAUAUCCUUUGCAAGGAGGAUAGCGUAGUUGCGAUUCUUGACUGGGAGACAGCAGGGUGGCUUCCACCUUACUGGGAGUAUGUUACUGCAUGGAAUGUUAAUCCUCAGAACAGCUUCUGGCAGGAGGAGGUGGACAAGUUCCUAACCCCUUUGCUUUACGCCAGGAACAUGGAUGCGAUUCGGAGAAAGUAUUUCGGAUUCUUCUGA